Messenger RNA from Symbiodinium sp. CCMP2592, 7350 nucleotides. Lineage: Eukaryota; Dinophyceae; Suessiales; Symbiodiniaceae. The record is from the annotation of a GenBank genome assembly.
AUGGAUCAGACACCUUCGGAGAGGAGUCUGGUGCACAGCCGAGUCGCCUUCAAUCCACAGGAGCGAAGUCCGGUGAAGCCUGGAGCUGCCUCUGGCCAAAGUCGCGCGGGCAAGACGGUUGAACACGCUCCGGUGCGGAAGGCCGCAGCAAGGAAGCCAGCCUCGGGAAAGAUCGGGCCUGCAGCAAAGUCAGGUGCCAAGCCGGGGCUGAGCCAGCAGACGCCACGCCGGCCAAGUCAAGAGAUCGCCACCUUGGGCUUCCGCUGGCGGGAGGGAGCUCUGUACGUCCAUUCCCGGGAGCCGCUGAUGGGAGACCCCCUGGUCGCGGUCCGGAUCGCAGACGAGGCGGAUGGCAUCCGUGUGGUGGCGCGCCUCUUGUGUAGCGGUCGGCUGACAGAGGUGCGAGGCCCGGCUUUGCAGCCGCUCGAGGUCCGACCUGGACGUGCCUCCAGCAACAUCGCUGCCUUAGCAGCUUUUGAGGAAAUGUUCUUCAUCGGCGAUCCGGAAGAGUUAUCACAGGGCGCUCCGAAAAGCUUCGGAUGUGUGGAGCUGGGCGAGUUGACUGCGAAGGAGCUCUCCACUUGCCUCGCUGCCUCCUGGCCGCCCGAGCAGCCCCUGCCGAUUCGUGGCCUCAUAUGGGCCUUGAGGCCGUACUUCAUUGAUUGGCUGCAGCGGCGGAAGAGGCUGCGACUGUUUACCAACUUGGUCAUCUCGCUGCCCGACUCAGCGCUCCGGCGCUUCUCGGCGCAGGGCGCCGAGUCUUCAUCGCUACAGUCUCUUCUCGACCUCACGGAGCGAGAUUUGCUGGUCGCUACUUUGGUUUCCACCGCUGUGGACCAAAGGUCCAGGCUAUACGCUUGCGCGGCGGAGAAUGAGCUUCCUCUGCCCUUGGCUUUCUCCGGUCUCAGGUGCCCAUGCCCGCCGACAGAGUUGGAUCAGAUUGAUGGCAUCGACGGGACGGCUUCACAAGUCGACCGCGGCGUGAUGGUUCAUUGGGAAGCAUUUGAGGCGCUGCUCGCACUUCCGAACGAUCGUCCGAUGCUCCUUUCCCUCGGCGGCCCCGGUUGUGCACAGGCUGGAAAGUCGAGUCUUCUUGCCGAGCUUCUGGGGAUUUCUUGCGCCGUCGUCGACCGCACCGAGGCCGACCAGGCAACCUCACGGCUCGGGCAAUGCAGAUCUCCGGCACACUCGCCGGGUGUGGACCUGCUGCAGUGUGCUGCUCCUUUGAGUUGGGCCGCAGACGUUCACGGCUGUUCUCUAGGCGAUCCGACCUGGACAGCACUCAUCGCUACUUUAGGGGCGACCAGCGCCCUGACGCUGCUGCACGUGUCUGCUGAGGACUUCACGGCUCAGGAAGAUGAGCGGCCUCCGCCAAAGAAGCCCGCGGAUAACCGAGGAGGGAGCACGCAGCUGUCCCGUCGUGGUACAGCAAGCAAGGAUUCGGUCGCCACCGUGAAUUCGAACGCAGCGAUGCCGAAGAUCACGGCGAAGCCGGAUCUGAUGGCACUGCUGAAGAUCCUCACGGACGCGCGGCUUGCGGGGGUCGGCCCGGAUCGGGCCCGCAUCCUCGUCAUCUUCCGGGAUGCGCCCGCCUCCAAUGCUCAGAUCUCACCAGGGAUCCAAUCGUGUCUCGAGGCUGCGCUGGGCACCAACUUGGCGGGGAUUGUGGCACUGGAGAAGCUGCAGAAGCUGCCUGCGGCCUACCGCCAGCGACCGCUGGUUCGGCUGCGCGACAAGCUCCAGCAAGAGCUCUACCUGCUAAAGGAGGCUCCACGCGAUCGUCCUCAAGUACCUUGCAUCGAUGCACUCAAGCAGGUCUUCAGUCACUUCUACGAUCGCCUGACAUUGGCCGGGGAUCGGCCAGUUCUUCCCAGCGACACGAUUAGCGUGCAGAGUUAUCGAUGCCAGGUUUUGUCGACAUUGCUGGAUGAUGCAGAGGCCAAAGCCAAGGGAAAGCUGCGGGAAGCCGCUUUUCCCGCCUCCGAGGCAUCAUCCCAGCUGGCGAAGCUCCGCGAGGAGGAGCGGAAGCUUCUGGAGGCUGAGGCGGAUGUCAGCGGCGAAAGCGCCAACGAUGCGAAGAUCGCGGAGCUAGCGGGGAAGCUACGGCAGCUGGAGAAGUCACGUCGUGAGCUUUUCGCCAUGGGGAUGUCUCCCCCGGUCCGAUUCUUCAUGGAAACCGUCUUAUCGGAGAAUGGCCUCUCGCACGCGCUCGUCGCAGAGCUUGGCCAGGGCCUCCAGACCUGGCGAGCCCCGCGCCUGGCGCCUCUGAUGGCGCAGCGGAGGGAGCUGCUGGAAACCAGGCUCCAGCUACACCAGGAUAUGCGCGGGCAGAUGGAGGGACCCCACCAGCGAGAAAUGCAGAGCGUUCUGCAGCGGCUGCAGCAGACAGAGCAGGCUCUUGAGCAGCUAAACAUAACUUUGGACACCUUCUGGGAAGAGGUAGCCGCCAUCAGCGAUCUGUCCAAUGAGAUGCAAGGUCUUGGCAUGCGGGGCCCCACGGACGUUCCGAGCCCCGCGACGCUGAAGCACCUGUUCGGCGAGUGGGCCUGGCACUUGAAUUGCCCGGUGCAGCUUCUCUUCGGCUCGCCGUUGCAGUGCGCUGGACCUUUCCUUGUCGAAGUGCUGAAGGAGCUUGGCGCGGAACAAGGUCGAGAGCUCUUCGUCAUCUCCGUGAUCGGAAUUCAAUCAUCUGCCAAGAGCACGCUGAUGAACUUUCUCUUUGGCUGUGGCUUCGCGACAUCUGCUGGGCGAUGUACACGAGGACUUUACUGCAGCCUCAUGGAAUGCGAGGAGCGGACGCUCCUCAUCUUGGACACGGAGGGCCUGAUGAGUCUGGAGGCCGAAGGCGGGGGCAUCUUCGAUGCCCAACUGGCCUUGAUGGCCAUGGCAUGCUCACACCUGGUGAUCAUCAACCACAAAGGUGAGCUGUCCCGGCAACUGCAAGACCUACUGGAGGUCUGUCUCUUUGCCAUGCAGCAUCUCAAGGUUUGCCGAAUCCAGCCGAAGCUUCUCUUCGUUCUCCGCGACCAGCAUGACAGGUCCCAUGGAGUCCACGGCGAUGCCCUGCGACUUAUGCGCAAACACCUUUCGGAGGCUUCCAGUCACCUGCAGCUCCGUCUCGACGAACUGAUCUCUCUGGAUCCCGGCAGUGUUUUUCUGCUGCCCUCCGCCUUCGCAAGCGAUUUGGAGCAACAUACGGGCCGAGAGGUGCGAUGGUCCACAGGGCUGUUUGCCGAAGAGGCUUUCCGGCUCCGGCGCAAGAUCUUCCGUGAGGCGGAUUCGCUACUCAGCUCGACGGCCCGCACCGCUUCUUCGGAACAGGCAGCUCCUGAGUUUUCCACACUUCCGGACUGGUGUCUUCACGCGAUGUCAGUGUGGCGGGUGCUCGAUCGCUACGGACCCAACCUGCUCCACUACAAGACCAUCCAGGAGAUCGAGCUGCAGCGUGAGAUAGAGGAGACAGCGAAGCAGAUCUCUUCCCAGCUGGUUCGCAGCAAGGGCGGGCUGUCGGAACAGUGCCAGGCCCUGUUGGCUUCUUCCACCAAGCGGCUGAGCGACGGCGAGAGCGGCAAUCUCGUCGAUGGCGAGUUCAGGUCGUCCUUGCAAGCCAUUCUGGAGAGCUUCGACAAGAGGGCCAAGGCGGAGCUCGAAAAACAUCUCCAAAGUCGCAGGUCGAAGCUACCCGAGGCACAGAAAGAGGAGGCGAGGCGGAAGCUCACGACGCCCAUCGAGUACCAGGGCGAACUCACGCGAUACACGUGGUCGCUGUGCUUGGCUGACGCUACGGAUCGAGACCAACUGAGGGCGCUGAAGGUCCAUUUCAAGACCACGAUCGAACACCUCUGGGAGGCUGAAGCUUCACAAAGUAUCGCAGAAGAGCAGGCGAGGCAGAUGUUCGAGCGUGAGUGGAAAGCUUUUGAGGAGGAUUGCCGAGGUCGCUUUGAGCGAACGGCCCGCUCCAGAAAGCAGCUGUCCGAAGAGGUGUGCAUGGUCUUCAACCAUGUGCUUCGCCAGCAUCGCCAUGCAGAUCAGUCGCUCCAUAUCCUGGAGUUGGUCCCUGCAACUUUCCUCUUGAACUCCGAGCCUUUCGAUUGGACGCCCGAGCAUAUGGCAAAGGAGUUCCUGGAAGUUCGCCACCCUUCGAAGCUCAGAGACUUCGCGGCAACGUGGCGGCCACACAAAGGCCCAGGUGCACUCGGAAGGAACACCACCGAUUUCGACAUCCUUUGCCGUUGCGUUGUGCCUGAGUUGAGGAAGCGCUUGUCACCUGCGCUGUCGAUGGAGCUGCCGGAGUCUUCAACGACCGUGCCGACGGAGGAAGCCAUCCUAGAGGCUAUUCAAAAGCUGAACGAAGUGCUGGAGGCGGAGGAGUCGCGGUACUUAUCCCGGUUAGGAGUGCGCCUCCAAGGAGGCCAGGUCUCCUUGGCCAAUGCGCUGCAGCUGAGCCUCAGGCAGAGCGUCCUGGAGUCACUGCAAGCUGCGGAGGUGGGCCGCGCCGAACAUCAGUGGCGUGUGCUCCAGUCACACCGUCAGCAGACGCAAGCUGAGUUCAUUGAGAUGGUGCAGCGACGCACGAGCGAUGCUGGACGUGCCCGGAUGCUGGCCGAGCUCUUCUUCGACUCCCUGGGGAGGGAGUGGCUCGAUGAAUCGCUCCUGGCGGUGGCCGCAGACAUCCGGGCACAGUGCCUUCACGACAUGCCCGACGCCUCCGGUGCCGCGGAGCGAGCUUACCAGCAGGCCUUCGUGGAGAGAAACUGGGAGGAGGUACUGGAGUACGUGCUGGACGUGAAUGCGUAUCUGAAGAAGAUCUUCUCUGGCUUGUUCGAAGACCGGAAGGUCGCGAUUCUGCGAGUACAACGUCCUCAAAUUGCAGGGCAGCUGGGUUCCUUCUUCGAUGCCCUCACUGGCGCCAUCCACCGAUUUGGUGGUCAGAAGGGCGGUCGCCGAACAAAGCUGUCGGCGCUUCAAGGAUUCAUUCGAAACCUUGCUGCCGAGGCCCGCGCGUCGGGGCACAAGGACGGCAAGGCCUGGCCUCUGCUGUCCGAGCGAUUCCCUGUGGUCGCCGACUUCGACAUUGCGGAUGCAAAUCACUUUGCCCAUGAGUUCGGGCUCCACUUGGCAUCGCUGCUCGGUGAGGCGGAAGUGGAUACCUUGGUGGCACAGAAAUUGGAAAAUGCCCUGCAUUUGCAGCAGACACAGGUGUGGAACUUGAUCAAAGGCUGCGAUGCCGUCUGCCCCUGCUGCGGCUCCAAGUGCGAUCGAGUGGACAACCACACAAAGCACAGCUGCAGACACCACCUGCUGCCGGCCUUCAAUGGCUGGCGAGUUGCCGGCACUUGCGAGGCUGCGCUGGAUGCGUGCUUGAGCUCGAAGAAUCACGAGGUUCCUCCCAGGGCCCUGCCUUCGCUCUGCCAUCUCUUGGAUGUCUGUGGAAUUUCGGAAGACGCCACGCAGAGGGAGCUUCACAUCCUCUUCUCCGCCUGCCCUGGCUAUGUGUCCUCUUCCAUCCUAAACGACGAAGCUUCAAAGCGCCCAUAUGCUCUGGUGCAGUUCCAAGACGCAGACCUGGCGUUGCAGGCCUCGGCUGCGCGUCAGGGCACCUACUGGGAGGAGGGUGCUCGGCCAAUCACGAUCGACCUUGGGAGCCCCACCAACUUGGCGAAGUCAUCACAGCUUCGUCUUCAUUUCAACGCCGGUCGCAAGAUGCGCAGCCCGCCGGGCUGCACGCUGUCACCACCACGUCGACCUGGCUCCGCCUGCAGCGCAUCCUCGGAGGGGUCUCCAAGGAGCCGUGGCCGGGAGGAUGCUCGCAUCACAGCAUCCUCGCCCCCCUCGAGGAGUUUCUCGCGCAGCUCGGCCCAUCCGUCGUCACCUUCGUCGCCUUCGAGACCCAAGGUUGAGGCCUGUCGGGCUCGUCUGGCAGCCGCUCUCUCGAAGAAGAAGAUGGCAGACCUCGAGGAGGUUCUGGAAGAGGCCAUCGCCGUCGGGUUGCCGGAUUCCGAUCUCCAAGAACCUCGCGAGGUUUUGCAGAAAAAUCGCCAUCGCCUCGGGGUGAGGCAGGCGAUGUUUGCCUCGCAGAAAGCGAAACAGCGGCUGGCCGAAGCCAGGCGAUCCUUCGAGGACGACCUGAGUCGCCCGCAGAGUGCGUGCAUCGCCCUGGAGCAGGCGAAGGAAGCCUUUGAGCUUUGUGGCCGCGUUGCGCUUUCAGGUGACGAGCAGACCCUUCGUGAAGAAUCACAUUCCCUUUCGAGGGUAUGGCUGCAGCGUGCCGAGGAACGACUGAAGGCCGCUGCCUUCGCUUCUGAGCUUCAAGGACUGAGGCAGUCAGUCGAGGAGUGGGAAGCGCUGGGUCGCGUGCUGGGAUGCCACGCAGAGGAAGCUCCUCCACUACUUUCCGAGGAAGAAGUUCGGCAAACGGUCGCUCAAAUCGUUGCAGAGGAAGCAGGAGCCCGGAGCGCCAAGCAGGGUCAGGAAAUGUCGCUCACCUACAUCCUGGUCACUGUCACUCUGGAGAGAGACGACUGGUCCUUCAAUGAGAGGAAGUGGUCCGUUCUUCGACACCAAGCCCGAGGUGUUCUCCAAGUGGAGGAGCACCGGGCUCUGACCUGUCGCCAUGUGGAAGAGGCUCUCUCACAGAGCGCUCCCUUGGCAGAGCUUCGGCGGCUGGGAGAGGUCAUCCCCGCCACUGCCAGUGCUGACCUCGCUGCACGUCUCCGUGAGCGGCAGGAUUCUCUCGAAGGUCGAGUCUUCGCCCGCUGGUCACUCCUUGGAGCCAUGGUGGCCUCAAAGGUCUCCACGAUGAUGGCCUGUGCUCUGGGCCCUGUCUGGGUCAAGACUGCCAUCAAGCAAGCAAGAGGCGUGGGCUUUAACAAGGCGAACCUGGAAGCCGCCUUGGACUGCUUCGACAGGACCGAGUACCAGCAAAAGCUUCAGGAAUCCCUGAUGGAAGCUCUGUCAAAUCGGGAUCUCGUUAACCUCCGCAGCGUGAUCAAGGAAAUGGAGGUCGUGUACGUGGCGGAAGCCCCUGGCCAUCUCAGCCGCUUCCGGCUGACAAUGGCCCAAGCGAAGCUUCGAUUUCUGGAGGAGCAGGCUGCCGCGGCCUCCCAGCUGGAGGGGCUUUUGCAGGUGCGGCGCAAAUCUGUGCUGCUGGAAGAACUGCCGGAGGUGAUCAGCAAUGCGAAACGGCUCCGUGUUGAUGGCGGCAGCAUCGCCCGGGCAGAGAAGAUCCUGGAGCUCGCUUCCGCACAGGACUUUCUCCAGGCGGCCGUGGAAGCCGGCGACCGCAAGGUAAGCAUGGGCCUCUCCCGGCCCCCUCGGACUGGACGGAGAGGCUGUUCGGGCGGCGCUUGA